UAGCAUCACAUGGAGAGAGGAGGCGGCUGAGCAGCGCAGCUGAGCCGGACGCGGAGUUCGGGGUUCGGCUGUGGGAAGAGAGCUCACCGCGGUGUUUGCGGAUUAAUUUGUCUUUUCUUCAGGAAUUUCUUCGGCUGCGAUGCUUCAGGACCCGGCGGCAGCGUCCUUCAUGCCCGUUGUGGUGCAGUGCUGGUUCUGAGAGCGCAGCUGAGCAGUGGGAUAACUGAGGGCCACCAGACCAAUAAGACAUGCUGGCUGCCAUGCUGCGGCAGAGUACAGGCGGAGGAUCCGGCGGAGGUGGAGGUGGUGGAGGUGGUGGUAGUGGAACCAAACUCUCUCUCGGCAUCUCCCGCCUCUCUGGCUCCAGCUUGGGCUCAGCGGGCCCCGCGAGGGUCUCCAAGAGCGGCUCGGUGAGCUCGGAGAGCCCAGAUGUUCCCGCCUCAGACCCAAACUACAUUAUGCAGCUGGUCAGUGACGUGCGCAAGUUUGCUGAUGUGCUUCUACAACUGAAAGAAGUUUUCAACUCCAAAGAGCACCAGGACUGCCUCCAUCAGGCGGUCCAUGAGCGGCUCGGGGAGCUGCUGCGAGUCCUGAAGGCCAUUAUCAGCAAACACCAGAGCCUCAACUCGGUGGACAUCCUCAGUACAGCUGGAACCGUCAUCGCCACGGUCAAAGGAGUGAACUUUAAGGAGGUGAACGAAGAGAACAAACAGAAGCUUUUCGGAGAGAUCUACGAUGCUAUCGACACAUUGGCCUUCACGUUUGGCAAUGUAGUGUCUGACUUCCUUAUGGGAGAUGUAGAGAAUGGAUCAGUGUUGGGGCUUCCCCUGACGAAGAGAAGCAGGUCUUUUGAGAACCUCUCCGUGGAAUCUGGAGGAUCCGGUCCUGAGAAAGAUGAUCCGCCAGGGCCGUGUCCGCCGGUUCGGGCCGAAGAGGUGGACAGGAUGCUGCAGCGGCAGGACAGUGGUGUGGAGUCAGCGCUGCUCUACGCAAAGGCCUGGUCCAAGUACACCAAGGAGCUGCUGGCAUGGGUGGAAAAACGCCUCAGCAUGGAUAUCGAGUGUGCGAAGAGUCACGCCAAAAUGGCUGAAUCUGCUAAGACGCUUGCGAGUCAGCAGGAGUUCAUGCCUUUCCGAGAGAUCUACAUGACUGCUUUCAAAAAUGAUACUGAAUACAGCCAGUUGGUACUUCACACUGCAGCAGUGCUGCAAAGCAACAAAUUCACACAGCCUCUCCUGGCCAGAAAGAAUGAGCUGGACAAGCUACGAAAAGAGGUGAAGGAGCAGUGGCAGAGAGAGCAGAAAAAGAUGCAUGAGGCAGACAGCGCUCUGAGGAAGGCUCGGCUGCUGCAGGUCCAGCGGCAGGAGGAGUAUGAGAAGGCCAAGGUGUCGACCAGCCGCCUGGAGGAGGAGCAGAUCGGAGGAGGAGGAGGAGCAGCGGCAGCUAAACAGCUGGAGAAGAGGCGCCGGCUGGAGGAGGAGGCCCUGCAGAAGGCAGAGGAGGCCAGGGAUCACUGCAAAGCCUGUCAGAUUGAUGUCGGAGAGAAGAGAGUGGAUCUCGCCCACACCAAGAGUGAGAUCAUCACUCAGAUCCGAGAGAUGGUCUCUCAGUGCGACCUCACCCUCAAGGCUGUGACGGUCAACUGGUUCCAGCUCCAGCAGGCCCAGGUCGUGUCCCUCCCUGUCAACCACCAGAGUCUGUGUGAAAACGCUAAGCUGUACGAGCCUGGCCAGCGAUACAUCGACUUUGUCAGGAGUUUGCCUGCCGACGGGCCUCGUCUGGAGCCCCACUCGUUUGAUUCAGCCGUGACUCAGAGCACAGGGAUGCCUUUCAACAAGCGCUCAACAAGUGGCUGCCACUCAUCCCACAGUAACCUGUCGCAGGCAUCCAUGACCUCUGACCUCCUUGGUGGAGACGAGGUGGACAGUCCCAUCAACGCCCAGCAUACCAAGAUUGCAGAGAGGCGCUCCAACAGUAGCACAGACAUCCAAGCUCUUCGGAUUCAGGCCCCGUUUCGUCCCUGGGCCACGGCCAGCCAGGGUGGAGGGAUGUGCAGCGAUUCAGAAAGUGCCGGAGGGAGCAGUGAGUCCCGGUCCAUGGACUCGCCCACUGCAAGCCCAGGAGACUUCAAGAGGAGAUUACCCAGAACCCCCUCCACCGGCACCAUGUCUUCCGCGGAUGACCUGGAUGAGAGAGAGCCUCCCUCGCCCUCUGAUAACGGUUUGAGUGAGAUUGUGAUAGAGACAGCCAGCUCCCCUGGUCCCUUCAGAAACACCCAGAUGUCAAAGGCAGCUCAAACCCACAAGCUGAGGAAGCUCAGAGCUCCCUCCAAGUGUCGAGAGUGUGACAGCCUGGUGGUGUUUCAUGGAGCAGAGUGUGAGGAGUGUUCGUUGGCCUGCCACAAGAAGUGUCUGGAAACCUUGGCCAUCCAGUGUGGCCAUAAGAAGCUCCAGGGGAGGCUUCACCUCUUUGGCAUUGACUUCACGCAGGCGGCUAAGAACAGUCAGGACAGCGUCCCCUUCAUCAUACGGAAGUGUACAUCAGAAAUCGAGAACAGAGCGCUCAACAUUAAGGGUAUCUACCGUGUGAACGGUGCCAAGUCUCGGGUGGAGAAGUUGUGCCAGGCGUUUGAAAAUGGCAAGGACCUGGUGGAGCUCUCCGACCUUUAUCCCCACGACAUCAGCAACGUACUCAAACUCUACCUGAGACAGCUUCCAGAGCCACUCAUCCUGUUCCGCUUCUAUAACAACUUCAUCGGUUUGGCCAAGGAAAGCCAGAGCAUCAUUGUGGAGGAGCUGGAGGCGUUGCGGCUCAGUCCCACCCCGGUGGCCCCGGCCCAGGUCAGCGUGGAGCUCAACCGUGUCCUCUUCAAGAUCAAGGACCUGCUGAAGCAGCUGCCACCAGCUCAUUACAAGACUCUGCAGUUCCUAAUAGAGCAUCUGCACCGGGUGACAGAGCGGUCCGAGGAGAAUAAGAUGACAGCCAGUAACCUGGGUAUCAUCUUCGGCCCCACGCUGAUCAAGCCGAGGCAGGCGGACGCUGAAGUGUCCCUGUCCUCUCUGGUGGAUUACCCCUAUCAGGCGCUCAUUGUGGAGCUCCUGAUCAGACACUAUCAGAUGGUCUUUGAUACCCCCCUCAGUCCCCUAAGCAGCACCUCGCCCACAGAGCUUGAUGCCCCGCCCCGCCAUGACACCCGCCUCACCCACCAGGAGAAGGAGCAGCAGCUGAUAAGGCACUCCAAGUCGCUGGGAGACAUUAAAGAGCAGACCUCAAAGGUGUACAAGAGACAUUCCUCCAUUAUUCCUUCUUCCCACUUACUGGCUGAGGUUCAGGAGACCAUGCCAGGCCUCGACGGAAGUGACUUUGAACCUGCUGAUGAAGUGGAUUCAGAGACCCUCAAUGGGGUUUUAUCAUCAAGUGUCCCUGAAGCCCCGAAACCUGGUGAGAGAGGGCUCUGUCGUUCUCAGCACAUCACAGUCGCCAGAGUUCAGCUUCGACACCCUCGCAACAAGCUCUCCUCCCGGCCAAUCAGCAUGCCAGCCGAGCGGAUACUGAGCCGAGGCCCAGCUGACGAGAGUAACGCCCGGGACGGCACCGAGCCUGACGUCAGGAAAGGAGGCAGCUGCGACCAGUCUAUCGAAGAGGUGGACGAAACCGAGAACACUAAAUCGCGAGUGGCCACACAUUACCGGAGUACAUUUAUCGACACUCAGACUUUACGCAGAACUUGGGACAAACAGUACAAGCACGAAGUUGCUUCUAGGACUGUGAGGAUUGUGGCCGCAGAGAGCACGACGGUGGAUUCCAGCAAAUUAUCAGCCUCUGUGCCAUCAACCCUCUCCCUUGGAACCAGCACGAGCACUAUUAGCACCAUCUACCCCAGCAGACCUUACACGGUCGCAGUGCGACCCAGCAGGACUUUGAGAAGGGAGGACAAUGUAACCAAGUACAGCCCCGUCGCAACGACUUUCAGGGCCCCCAGGACUCUCCAGCCUCCCCCAGGAACCUUCUACAAGCCCCCGUCUGGGAGCAAAGCUAAAGUGCUGAAGAACUGUGCACCGGCUAACAGCGCUGAGGAAGAAGAUGAGGAGGAGGAUGACGAGGAGGACGAGGAGGAGGAGUUGGGGAUUGAGAUAGAAGUGUCUGUAGAUGAGCCUCUUGAGGAGGACACUGAGGCCGAGCCGGUGGCUGUGUCUCAGUCUCCCAGUUCUAGCCCCGAGGAACUGGGCCAAAACCAGACCAAACCAGUGUACCAGAGACUAAGGCCCAGACGCCUGCAAGAGGUAGAACAUCGAGAGGCUCAUUUUGUGUGAUCCUCUGAGAGUCACGGGCUGUCAGAGCUCUAAGAAUCGGUGCUCCAGUGUGAACAGUGUGUGCCAUGUUCUGUCAGAGAAAGAAUAAGAAACAUCUGCAUUGACUCUGCAAAGACAGUUUCCAGAUGUGCUAUGAUUUUGGGCACUACACAGAGAAUUAAAUGUACCUUUGGUCCUCAAAAGACAAACAGGAUGCACUUAACAAGCUGUACAUUUUUAACAUGAUUCACCAGUAUUUCAUUUACCAAUCACUUGCUCAGUGCUCUCUGACACCUGGUCAGAAUAUUUAUAAUUUUUUCGAAACUGUGCAAUUACAUUUUAUUUGAGUGUUUUGUAUAAAGUUUGUACACGCUCAGUAUCUAUGUAUGUUUAUAUACCAAAAAACUGUUUGAAUCCUCACACUCGUGCACGUAGCCAUGACGUUGAAAAAAAGUUUUGUGCAAAGUUGAUGUCAGUGCUCUUCCACAAAUCUUUUCCGAGUCAUGUUUCUACCUGCCGAGUCACAACUGUUACAUUUAGGGACUCAUUAAUCAGUUUGCUAAUAACUUGUGUAUAAAGGAAUAUAAUGACCCUUGUUACAUGUUGUACUGAAUACUUCUGUUGGCAUUUGCUAAUGUUAUGAAGCACCAGUUGCAAAGGGUGUUCAUCCACUUGUUUUUAUACUUUUGAACUUUUACGGUGUCAACUCAGACUCUUCUGAAAAGCUUUUGGAGAUGCCACGGCAUUAUCUUUCUUAUUUUAACAGAACAUUACAUUUCUUAAUCGCCAAAGCGUUUUCAUUUUUUUUUUUUUUUCUUUUUAAACUGAAGUAGUUUUAUCAAUAACCUAAAUCUUACAGGUUCUCUGUAAGUAACAGGAAAUGCAUCAUUUAUUUAAAUGGUAUCUGUUUUUCAUGGUAAUGUACAAGGUUGACAGAAUGUUGAAAAGUUCAGUAAAGAAAAAAAACAGGUACAUGAAAACAAACACCCUUUUGUAACUUAUUAAAAUAUAUCUGACAACUUCCAACUGUUUGUUUUUUAUU
Toxotes jaculatrix (banded archerfish) is the source of this 5334-nucleotide messenger RNA. RefSeq names its product Rho GTPase activating protein 29a (gene arhgap29a). Gene Ontology annotation, biological process: activation of GTPase activity; signal transduction. Gene Ontology annotation, cellular component: cytoplasm. The record is from RefSeq and is a predicted model, not a curated record. Lineage: Eukaryota; Metazoa; Chordata; Actinopteri; Toxotidae. The transcript has 23 exons. Gene Ontology annotation, molecular function: GTPase activator activity. Bases 249 to 4313 code for a protein of 1354 amino acids.